Molecule: messenger RNA, 1658 nt
Organism: Zea mays
Lineage: Eukaryota; Viridiplantae; Streptophyta; Magnoliopsida; Poales; Poaceae
Product: recombination protein51 gene b
Exons: 9
Coding region: 181-1203 (340 amino acids)
Biological process (GO): mitotic recombination; double-strand break repair via homologous recombination; DNA recombinase assembly
Cellular component (GO): condensed nuclear chromosome
Molecular function (GO): DNA strand exchange activity; ATP hydrolysis activity; single-stranded DNA binding
Source: RefSeq, marked validated
GAACUGACAUGUGCACUUUGGUCCAGUCUUGCUGAAGAAGAAAGCGGGAGGAAGCCGAAGCCGAGUAGAAAGGAACCAAAUAAGACCUCGGUCAAAAUUUGGAGAAAGGAACCAAACACCCCAUUUUUUGCCGCUUCGGAGGCACCUUCGAACAAAGCCCAAAAGCAGCCAGCGCACCGCAUGUCCUCGUCUUCGGCGCACCAGAAGGCGUCGCCGCCGAUAGAGGAGGAAGCGACGGAGCACGGACCCUUCCCCAUCGAACAGCUACAGGCAUCUGGAAUAGCUGCACUUGAUGUGAAAAAACUCAAAGAUGCUGGUCUCUGCACAGUGGAAUCUGUAGCAUACUCUCCAAGGAAAGACCUUUUGCAAAUUAAAGGGAUUAGUGAAGCCAAAGUCGACAAGAUAAUUGAAGCAGCUUCCAAGUUGGUUCCACUCGGAUUUACUAGUGCUAGCCAACUUCAUGCACAGAGACUUGAGAUCAUCCAGCUUACAACUGGAUCUAGAGAGCUUGAUCAAAUUUUGGACGGUGGAAUAGAAACAGGAUCUAUCACAGAGAUGUAUGGUGAAUUUCGCUCCGGGAAGACUCAGUUGUGCCACACUCUCUGUGUCACAUGUCAGCUCCCAUUGGACCAAGGUGGUGGUGAAGGAAAGGCUUUGUAUAUUGAUGCAGAGGGUACAUUCAGGCCUCAAAGAAUUCUCCAGAUAGCAGACAGGUUUGGCUUGAAUGGCGCUGAUGUACUAGAGAAUGUGGCUUAUGCCAGAGCAUAUAACACUGAUCAUCAAUCAAGACUUUUGCUAGAAGCAGCCUCCAUGAUGGUAGAGACCAGGUUUGCUCUCAUGGUUGUGGAUAGUGCUACAGCCCUUUACAGAACUGAUUUCUCUGGUAGAGGGGAGCUAUCAGCAAGGCAGAUGCAUCUGGCGAAGUUUCUUAGGAGCCUUCAAAAGUUAGCAGAUGAGUUUGGAGUGGCAGUGGUAAUCACGAACCAAGUAGUGGCUCAAGUGGAUGGUGCUGCAAUGUUUGCUGGGCCACAGAUCAAGCCCAUUGGAGGGAACAUCAUGGCUCAUGCUUCCACAACUAGGCUCUUUCUUCGCAAGGGAAGAGGGGAGGAGCGGAUCUGCAAAGUAAUCAGCUCUCCCUGCCUGGCUGAAGCUGAAGCAAGGUUUCAGAUAUCAUCUGAGGGUGUCACUGAUGUCAAGGACUGAAAGCAUCCUCAUUUGCAGUCCACAGCAUAACUUGCCAAUUCAGACGAAUCUCUGAUCUGCUGCACUCGUGUCGGUCCCUUGUACAAUCAAAAUACCAGUACAGGCUUCCAGAAUGCGAAUGCAAAUCCGUUGGAGUGUGGCACUGUCAUCCUGUUGUCUUUAGGUACCAUCUAAAGUUGGCAUUGUUGUAAAGUGGUAGAGCGCAAGGCUCUACUUUGUAGCCGUGGAUUCGAGCCCUAUGGUGGGCGUUAUUUAAUUUUUUUGGCGAAAAAGCCUUUAAUUGAGUUGUUUAGGUGAUAUGAAUAACUCUUUAGGUCAUGGAGUUCGACUCCAUGGGAGUUUAAGCUGGGUUAAAAAAAAUUAUGGUCACGAUCUUUUUCACAUGGGCUACUGUAACAUCUCGUCUACUCCUGAACCGAUGUUAAGCUUUUUAGGACUAUAGAUCAUCUUCAUAU